AUGAUAUCUCAGGGGCAGGCUCAGUGGACUAUUGACAACGAAGAAGAUUGGUCUAUAAUAUCUGACCCUAUGUCGAGGAAGAGAAUUCAAAAUCGCUUGGCUCAGAGGAACCAUCAGGAACUUGAGCAUCAAGUAGCCGCCUCUGCAGCUUCCACAGCACACAUAUCGGCGCACACGGACGAAAUUUCCGCCUUGGAUACCUUUGUCACCACGGGAAACAAUCCUUCCCAGCAACCCUUUGUUCCAGACAUAGACAGCUAUCUAUCAUGUCACCAUGACUAUGGGAUAGGUUGCUCUCAGGCAGAUGCCGCACAGAGCUCCCACCUUGUGAAAUACCCUACAUUCAAAUCCAGGGCUCAUGAAGGUAUUGUUUCACAGAACGCAGAUAUUGGAAGUAGGUCCCAGAUUCAUAUCAAUGGUACAAACUCCCCAGAAGCUCUAGGAGCUGGAAUGGCCAAUUCAAAUCACGACGUUGAGCCAUGGAAUCAAUGGAGCACCUCGGAGUGUAUAGAUUCAAAGACCUUAUCUAACCCGAAGACCUAUGGCCGAGAGGACCGGAGAUAUGUUGCAGACACAAGCUUGUUAGCUGCCAGCGAUCAGAACAUCAACCCACCAAAUUUACUCACGCCUCAAGAUAUGCUUGACGACCUUCUCUCAUCAAGUGUUCCCAUGCAAACAGGGAGAUAUGAACUUUCCGGAAGCAUUCAGAGGCCUUUGGAAGGAACCACGAAUCAAAGCAACCGCAACCAAACAACGCCCCUGGUGCAACUUGAGAAGGCUCUCCAAUUGAUAUAUGGUUGUGGCUUCAAGAGCCUUGAUGAUCUAAUUAUACAGUACUAUACCUGUGAUUUGAGUGGUUAUCCGCAUUUUGAAUCCAUCCGGCAGUUGAGCCGGGCUCGCAAUCUUCCAGUGCUGCUAGCAUACAUCUAUAAUAACUCCACCAAAUGGACCGCAUGGGAGACCAAACGAUAUAAAGAAGAGAUAGUUCGAGAAGCAGAAGAAAUUCUCAUGGCAGAACGGGUACAGCUUCUACAACAUCAACAUCUUCAAAGGCUUUUGCGACAAAGAAAUGUGGAAGAUACAAUACAGCAAAUCAUUCAGGAUGAGAGUCCGAAUAUAUGGAGCCUGGUUACAUCUCUUACUAUAGAUAGCCACCCACCCUUACAUACUGGGCGCUCAUCGGCCCUCACCGUCAUGGCGAUUCUUGGAUUUAAUACCCAUACAACCACUACUGGGGUCUGA
Molecule: messenger RNA, 1242 nt
Organism: Nannizzia gypsea CBS 118893
Lineage: Eukaryota; Fungi; Ascomycota; Eurotiomycetes; Onygenales; Arthrodermataceae
Exons: 5
Coding region: 1-1242 (413 amino acids)
Source: RefSeq, a predicted model, not a curated record